AUGACUGAACGCAUCAAAGGAAAUGCUGAAUAUGUUGCUGGAGCCACCAAAGAAACACUUGGUUCCAUGGUUGGCAGUGAACGAAUGAAAGCUGAAGGUGCUGCCGCUAAGACUGAAGGCGCUUCUCGUGUUGAUGCUGCAAAAACGGGUAAACGCACUGAAGGUAAAGCUGAGGAACUAAAAGGCAACGUCAAAGAGACCACUGGUAAUCUUACGGGUAGCAACCAAAUGCAAGCUGAAGGGCAAACUGAUCAGUCCACAGGCCAAGGCAACAAAACAAAGUCUUAA
Molecule: messenger RNA, 288 nt
Organism: Ambispora leptoticha
Lineage: Eukaryota; Fungi; Glomeromycota; Glomeromycetes; Archaeosporales; Ambisporaceae
Source: the annotation of a GenBank genome assembly